AUGAGAGUGAAUGAAUUAAUACCUACCCUCUCAAGUGAGAGGGUAUUUAUAGCCCUCAGCGCUGGACCAAGAUCUUCAAUGUUGGGUCACGAUGAGGUCCAACAACGAAGACUGUCAGGGCUUACGUGCGUAUGGAGUCCAGCAUGUGGCCUCCUCCCUGGUCAACUGCUCCGAGAGAACAGGUGUUGGACCCGUGAUUCCCGGAGGACGGUUAUGAUGACGAUAUGGACACGUGGGCAACGUCUCCCUUGCGAACAUGUGGGGAAAUGCCCAACGGUCUCCAGCUUGGGCUGCAUGUCUUUGGGCCUUGGGCAAAGCACAUGCCUUAGGCAAAGGCUCUGA
Vicia faba (fava bean) is the source of this 342-nucleotide messenger RNA. The record is from the annotation of a GenBank genome assembly. Lineage: Eukaryota; Viridiplantae; Streptophyta; Magnoliopsida; Fabales; Fabaceae.